ACCAAAAAUGGGCGAAGAAACGAGUAAUUCUACGCAGAAUAAAACGAGGACAAAGACCACGCGACCCAAGGCGGUGUAUCAGUGGACAGUGAGCGAUGUGCAGAAGUGGUAUCGACGCCACUGCGGGGAAUACACCCAAUACGAGCAGCUCUUCGCCCAGCACGAUAUUACUGGAAGGGCUCUACUGCGAAUCACAGACUCUUCUUUACAAAGGAUGGGCGUUACGGACAACAGGGAUCGGGAGGCCAUUUGGCGGGAGAUCGUAAAACAGCGCCUCAAGACGGACAUCAUGGAAAUCCGGGAUAUGGAAAGGCUCAACAUACACUAGGAUGCAAUGCUUUGUUGUAAAAGUAGUAUAAUUUCAAUUUGAAAUAUAGUUAGGAUCAUUAAUACCAUUUAAA
Messenger RNA from Drosophila takahashii, 401 nucleotides. RefSeq names its product Protein aveugle (gene ave). Gene Ontology annotation, molecular function: protein binding. Gene Ontology annotation, cellular component: cytoplasmic side of plasma membrane. The record is from RefSeq and is a predicted model, not a curated record. Gene Ontology annotation, biological process: cell surface receptor protein tyrosine kinase signaling pathway. Lineage: Eukaryota; Metazoa; Arthropoda; Insecta; Diptera; Drosophilidae.